Messenger RNA from Parastagonospora nodorum SN15, 513 nucleotides. RefSeq lists its product as hypothetical. NCBI's taxonomy places the organism in Eukaryota, Fungi, Ascomycota, Dothideomycetes, Pleosporales, Phaeosphaeriaceae. The coding region runs from base 1 to 513 and encodes 170 amino acids. The transcript has 2 exons. The record is from RefSeq and is a predicted model, not a curated record.
AUGGACCCUCAGAUCGACUGGGACGAGGCCGAAGUAGAUGCAGAAGUUCUUUGCGAGAAUCUACGCGAAAUAGGAAGGGACCUUGAGCUACUCGAGGAGUUUGGAAUCAGUCUCACGGAUGACGUAAUCGCAACCUUCCCCAAACUUCGCGUUCUGCGCCUCACCCAAGCACCCAUCAAACUCGACGGCCUAGCCGACACCGACCCACGCAUCGGCCCGUCCUACCAGCGACAAUGGCGCUAUCAACAAUUUGCCGAGCAGAGACUCCAGCGUCUGGUCAAGAAGGGGUCGAAAGUCCAACUCCUUGCCUUCAGCCCCACGAUUUCGCACGCAGAUGAAGUUGUGCUUGAGGAUGGCAAUGGGCAUAGGUGGCCUCACUACUACUACCUUCGCAGGGAGACACAGAUCAUGCUCCCUGGUGGUAAAUACGCCACCAAGGUAUAUGCGAUGCCGGUCAAGAAGGACGAGAUUGAGGAUUACAUGCGGUGGCCAAGGGUGUUGAACGAUCCAUAG